Messenger RNA from Bombina bombina (fire-bellied toad), 864 nucleotides. It is a transcript of the gene C5H9orf152, whose product is annotated as chromosome 5 C9orf152 homolog. The transcript is spliced from 2 exons. The record is from RefSeq and is a predicted model, not a curated record. Lineage: Eukaryota; Metazoa; Chordata; Amphibia; Anura; Bombinatoridae. The coding region runs from base 1 to 774 and encodes 257 amino acids.
AUGGCUUGGUGCUGCGGCUGCUGGGAGAAAUAUUCGUUGUGGGACGAAAUAGUAAAGGCGUUUAAAUAUAUGAGUGACAUCUUAUAUGUGACUCACCCUUCAAAAGAUCCUGCUGCCGGCACCAGGAAGCUUAGCAAAAUGGAUAUUAGCCGACUGGAAGAACAAUAUUACUGCAUAACACAGAAGCAAAAGCAGCAGUCGCACAUUAUUGUCUUUAAAUCAGGCAAUAACGAACUGAUCUCCGGAGAACCAGUUGUGAGCACAGUUCCAGUUAACGAGAGAGUCAAGAAGCAAAAGGUGUUCAAGGAACAGGUUCCUGUUAAAGAUGUUGCUUUGGAAGUGCCAGAUAAAAACUAUCUUCAGGACUAUAGUGGUCCCUGGCAUGCGCAUCUAAAUAUCCAUCGUAUGGGGCAAGUGGAUUGUCACGUCGCUCUAGAAGGUGGGAAAACAGAAGCCGAGAAAGAACGAAGUUUUGAAAAUAAAAAACUUUCCUUUAAUAGGAUGUUAAGUUAUGAAAAGUUGCCAAUAAACGAUACAGGGUUGAACAUAAAAGAAAGGAAAUUAAGUUUUACCGGGGAGAUCCAUCAAGUCCACAGUGUGUACAGAAAAUCAUCUCUCAACAACACUAUUUCACCAUCAUGGACUCACCAUCAAUUCCCUUCCUCAAAACCAACUUCACCAACAGAGAGGGUUUUCUACUACCCAUUCCCGCAGAAGAAAUCCCCUCGCAUUUCAGAGACUGCCAGAAAACUUGGCUUAUAUGUAGGACAUUAAAACAAACAUUCACAUAUGCAACUAAAUACAAUGUGAACUGCCACACCUUCCCCCGCAAAAUUAUUUUUAUAAAAACUUGUUUAACAUGGA